AUGUCAGUCUGGUCGGAUAAAAAGUCGCAGAACCGCACUCUGCGGAUUCUCCAAGCCGCAACCGAGGGCAAAUACGGCGUCCUCGCCGCCGUCGCCUACAACGUCGAGCACCUCACGGCCCUCGUGAGGGCUGCCGAGGCCAAGAGGUCGCCGAUGCUCAUCCUGCUGUUCCCCUCGACCGUCAAGCAGCUCCCGACGCUGCCGUGGGCCGUCGCCGCCGCCGUCCAGUCGGCCACGGUGCCCCUCGCGCUGCACCUCGACCACGCCCAGGACGAGGCGCAGAUCCGCGACAUCGCCGCGGCGCUGCCCUUCGACUCCAUCAUGGUCGACAUGAGCCACCACGACCACGUCGAGAACCUGGCCCGGACGAAAGUGCUCACGCGGGUGUGCCACGACCACGGCAUCGCCGUCGAGGCCGAGAGCGGGCGCAUCAACGGCGGCGAGGACGGCAUCGCGGACACGGGGGACUUGGAGGCUCUGUUCACCAGCCCCGAGGAGGUCGAGGACUUCAUCGAGGCCGAGAUCGACCUCCUGGCGCCCAGCAUCGGCAACAUCCACGGCGACUACGGCCCCAAGGGCCCCGAGCUCGACUACGAGCGGCUGGCCCGCAUCAACGGGCAGAUCGACGGCCGCGUGCUGAUGGCGCUGCACGGCACCAACGACUUCAGCGCGGACAUCCUGCAGCGGUGCAUUCGAAACGGGGCGAUCAAGCUGAACGUGAACAAGCUGCUGCUCGAGGUCUGGAACGUCCACCUGCAGGAGAACGCGGCGAAGAAGCCGCUGUCGCAGCUGAUGGAGGACGGGAUGAACAUUCUGCAGGAGGAGGUUGAGCGGUGGAUCGACGUUUGCGGCAGUGCUGGAAAGGCUUGA
Messenger RNA from Colletotrichum higginsianum IMI 349063, 870 nucleotides. RefSeq names its product Fructose-bisphosphate aldolase class-II. The transcript has 3 exons. The record is from RefSeq and is a predicted model, not a curated record. The coding region runs from base 1 to 870 and encodes 289 amino acids. Lineage: Eukaryota; Fungi; Ascomycota; Sordariomycetes; Glomerellales; Glomerellaceae. Gene Ontology annotation, biological process: carbohydrate metabolic process. Gene Ontology annotation, molecular function: aldehyde-lyase activity; zinc ion binding.